Diospyros lotus (date-plum) is the source of this 1724-nucleotide messenger RNA. RefSeq names its product berberine bridge enzyme-like 6. Lineage: Eukaryota; Viridiplantae; Streptophyta; Magnoliopsida; Ericales; Ebenaceae. The transcript has a single exon. The coding region runs from base 12 to 1592 and encodes 526 amino acids. Gene Ontology annotation, molecular function: oxidoreductase activity; FAD binding. The record is from RefSeq and is a predicted model, not a curated record.
CCUCCCCAGUAAUGCUCCCUCUGUUGAUCUCAGCUCUUCUCUUCUCGAUCUCCUCUGCCUCUGCAACUUCACAUACUUCCAGCCAUGACUUCGUCCAAUGCCUCAAGAAUCUGGGGGCCGCUGCUCAGUCUCCGAUCCCAAUCUCCGAAUCCGUUUUCACCAUUGCCGAUAACCCAGCCGAGUUCGAAUUGGUUUACUUGAGCUACUUCAGGAAUGGUAGAUUCCACAAGGACUCAACCCAGCCGCUGGUCAUUGUUGUCGCAAUGCACGAAUCGCAUGUCCAGCAGACAGUGAUCUGCGCCAAGAAAUUGGGGCUUCAUCUCAGAGUCCGCAGCGGCGGCCACGACGACGAAGGCCUUUCGUACAUAGCGCACGAGCCGUUCGUGUUGCUCGACAUGUUCAAAUUUCAAUCUGUGGAUCUCGACAUUAACGCCGGCACCGGUUGGGUCCAAUCCGGAGCUUCUCUCGGCGAGCUUUACCAUAACAUUUCUCAGAAGAGCACUGCUCAUGCCUUCCCCGGGGGCCUCUGCCCGUCGGUGUGCACCGGCGGCCACUUCCUCGGCGGCGGAUUCGGUGUUUUGAUGAGGAAAUAUGGCUUGUCGAUAGAUCACAUUAUUGACGCUUGCAUUGUGGACGCCAAUGGCAAAAUCCUCGACAGAGCAGCCAUGGGAGAGGACCUGUUCUGGGCUAUCAGAGGCGGUGGCACCGGCUUCGGCGUCCUCUUGUCGUGGAAGAUCGAGCUGGUGUCGGUUCCGUCAACCGUGACGUUCUUCCGGCUGGAGAAGACAUUGGCGGAAGGGGCAAAUGACCUAGUUUACAAAUGGCAAGAAAUCGCCAGCGAGCUGCCGGACGACAUUUUCCUGAGACUCGAGAUGAAAUUCAAAUCCGGCGAGGCUUCACCUUCGCCGAACGACCUAAUCUUCCAAUUCAUCGGAUUGUACCUAGGGCAAGCCGCGACACUUCAGCCACUGAUGGAAAAGCAGUUCCCUGAGCUAGGGCUUCGACAAAAAGAUUGCAAGGAAAUGACCUGGGCGCAGAGCACGCUCGUCAUCGAACCCUCAGCCAAUGUACACUCCCUCCCCGACUUGCUCAACAGGCAAGAAAUGAACGCGCCUUCCUUCAAGGUGAAAUCGGAUUUCGUCAAGACGCCGAUCCCAAAGUCGGCGCUUGACGGAAUCUGGAUCAAGAUGACCGAGCUAAACCGCGACCUGAUAUGGCAAUGGAAUCCGUACGGAGGAAGAAUGAGCCAGAUCUCCGAGUCAGCAACUCCUUUCCCUCACCGUACAGGAUACAAAUACCUGAUGCAGUACUGGUACAUGGUUCGCCUUGGAGAUGGCAAACAAGAAGCCAUGGACAAGUUGAAAGGAUUUUACAACUUCAUGGCGCCAUACGUGACGAGCUCGCCGCGCGAAGGUUUUGUGAACUACAGAGAUCUCGAUCUCGGCACCAACGAGAACAGCGCGGGUUCGGAGGCCUUCGGCGCCAGUUAUUUCAUGGGGAACUUUGAGAGGCUGAGGCAGAUCAAAACUAAGUUUGAUCCUGAUAAUUUCUUCAGAACCGAGCAGAGUAUUCCGCCACUUUCAGCAGCUUGAACAGAGCCAGAGGUCAUUGAUGAAGACGGUGCAGGCACCAGGCACCAGGCACCAGGCACCAGGCAGGCAACGGAGGAGGAUUGGGCAUUGUAAGGUUGACACGCACGAGAAAAUCAAUAUUAUCAAGGCAUG